Messenger RNA from Pieris brassicae (large cabbage white), 1078 nucleotides. Its product is annotated as putative phosphatidate phosphatase. Lineage: Eukaryota; Metazoa; Arthropoda; Insecta; Lepidoptera; Pieridae. The coding region runs from base 192 to 1040 and encodes 282 amino acids. The transcript has 6 exons. Gene Ontology annotation, biological process: phospholipid metabolic process; phospholipid dephosphorylation; signal transduction. Gene Ontology annotation, molecular function: phosphatidate phosphatase activity. The record is from RefSeq and is a predicted model, not a curated record.
UGUGUUAUAUUAGUAUAAUUAUUUGCUUUUUUUGGAAUUUACAGUUCAAAUAAUGAAUCAUGUACAUCGAUUGGAAAAGAUAAAACUCUUAUCUGGUUACUGAUGCGUUCACAUGAAUUUCAAAGGAAGGUAAUCAAUCUAGUUGGCCGAUUGUAUUUUUGGGCAGGAGUUUAACAGAAUAAGUAAUAAAAAUGGAUGUGCAACAAAACAAAAAUUGGUUUCUGUUAAGAAAAGUGGUUAUCGAUAUAACUGUCUUAUGUUUUGUUGGCAUCCCGAUAUUACUUUUCUUCUAUAUUGGAUCGGCAAAUGAACGAGGAUUCUUCUGUGAUGAUGAAUCUCUGAAGUACAGCUUUAAGAAUUCUACUAUCACAAGUGGUGUGCUUUACGGCGUCGGAUAUAGUCUACCAAUUUUCAUAAUGUGUUUGACGGAAUUCAUCCGUCUCCGCGACUACAAGGGCGGAGAGCAACGUGUCAUUCUGGGCCUGGACAUUCCCGCGUGGGUCUGGGAGUCAUACCGAUGUGUCGGAGUGUUCCUCUUCGGCUGCGCCUGCCAGCAGCUCACCACGGAUAUCGCCAAGUAUACCAUUGGUAGACUACGGCCCCACUUCUUUGAAGUUUGCAACCCGUCAAUAGACUGCUCUCUGCCAGAAAACCAAAAUCGAUACAUCGAGACCUUCACGUGCUUAGGAACAAAUAAGAAUUUGCUUAAGCAGAUGCGGCUGUCUUUUCCUAGUGGACACUCUUCCUUCUCAGUUUUCACAAUGGUAUUUUUGGCGCUUUACCUACAAACGCGCUUUACAUGGAAAGGAUCUAAACUCCUACGCCACAUCAUGCAGCUCAUGGUCAUUGUGAUGGCCUGGUACACCUGCCUCUCACGAGUCUCCGAUAAUAAACACCACUGGGGUGACGUCCUGGGAGGUUUCGUCAUUGGAUUCUUUUACGCAAUCACCAUAUUUGCAUACCUCUACAAGCCGCUGAGCCUCGGCACCCGCUACUCGGCGUUAAUGGAGUCGCAAGCACUGCCGCGGCCUAUAAACUGAUAUGCAUACAAAUACAUGAAAUAUACAACUGCAAAAUA